Messenger RNA from Amaranthus tricolor (Joseph's coat), 2944 nucleotides. RefSeq lists its product as uncharacterized. Gene Ontology annotation, cellular component: membrane. The coding region runs from base 445 to 1656 and encodes 403 amino acids. Gene Ontology annotation, biological process: N-acetylglucosamine metabolic process; protein N-linked glycosylation. The transcript is spliced from 2 exons. The record is from RefSeq and is a predicted model, not a curated record. NCBI's taxonomy places the organism in Eukaryota, Viridiplantae, Streptophyta, Magnoliopsida, Caryophyllales, Amaranthaceae. Gene Ontology annotation, molecular function: beta-1,4-mannosylglycoprotein 4-beta-N-acetylglucosaminyltransferase activity.
CAAACAAAACAUCAAAUACGAUUUUAAUAAAGGCUUAGAAAGAUGUGUAGCAUAUAAAAAACUGAAGGCAAAAAACUGAUGGAAAACGGCUAAUCUUCCCAACAGCCUGAAAAAAGUCGAAACAAUUGAACCCCAUUAACAGAGAAGUUGUCUUCUCUUGCAACAUUCUAUCAUCAUAAAAAAUCUAUAAAUUUCCUUAAUUUCAGCACUUAUUUCCCCAUUUAAAAAUCUUGUUUUUGGGAUUUUUCUUCUUGUCAUUAUCAUACAUCUGGGGUUAAAGUUUCGAUUUUUUUUAUCUGGGUUUUCUUUAUUUUGGUGAGGAAGUUGGGAAAAUUUUGUAAUUGUGAAGAUAAAUUGAGGGGUUUCUGGGCAUUUUUUGGAGUAUUUUUGAAGGAAUUUUUGUGGGUUAUUGAGAUUAAUUGAAAAAGUUUGGAACUUUAUUUUAUGAUGUCUACCAAAUUGUGUACUGCGAAAGAUUUAGCAGAGAAAAUGUCUUUGAUGGCUGAACAAGGAGAACACUAUUGCUCUAAGAAAACAGAUGAUUUGUGCAAAGAUUGUUGUUGUCAGUCAAGCAAAUCAAGGAUGUCUAGACUAUGCUGUGUUCUUCGAGGGCUCGAUUUGAAGACCUGUAUAUUCCUGUUUGUAGUCGUUCCUGUAUGUACUAUCGGUAUCUACUUGCAUGGGCAGAAAAUCACCUAUUUUCUUCGACCACUGUGGGAGAAACCACCUAAACCUUUCCAUAUAAUCCCUCACUACUACAACGAAAACGUGACCAUGGAACAUCUCUGUAAGCUUCACGGGUGGGGUGUUCGUGAGUACCCUAGGCGUGUAUACGAUGCAGUUUUGUUCAGCAAUGAACUUGAUAUACUCAAUUUAAGAUGGCGGGAGUUGUACCCUUAUAUUACUCAGUUCGUGCUGCUCGAGUCCAAUUCCACAUUUACCGGGAUUCCGAAGCCUCUAGUUUUUGCUGCCAAUAGAGACCGGUUUGAAUUUGUGGAGCCUCGGUUGACUUAUGGAAAUAUCGGGGGUCGUUUUGUUAAGGGAGAAAACCCAUUUGUGGAGGAAGCAUAUCAGCGUGUUGCAUUGGAUCAACUCCUAAGAAUCGCGGGCAUUUCUGAUGAUGAUCUUUUGAUUAUGUCGGAUGUCGAUGAGAUACCGAGUAGGCAUACCAUCAAUCUCUUAAGGUGGUGUGACAAUACCCCAGAUUUCCUUCACUUACAGCUCAAGAACUAUUUAUACUCGUUUGAAUUCCUCGUAGAUAACAACAGUUGGAGAGCCUCGAUCCAUAAAUAUCAGACGGGGAAAACGAAGUAUGCCCAUUUUCGACAGACUGAUGACAUGCUGGCUGAUGCUGGGUGGCAUUGCAGCUUUUGCUUUCGUCAAAUCAACGAGUUUAUAUUCAAAAUGAAAGCUUAUAGCCACAGUGAUAGAGUGAGAUUUUCUCAUUUCUUAAAUCCCAAAAGAAUUCAGAGAGUAAUUUGCAAAGGGGACGAUUUGUUCGAUAUGCUACCCGAGGAAUACACAUUUAAGGCAAUCAUCGGGAAGAUGGGACUGAUUCCUCAUUCUUACUCCGCGGUUCAUCUGCCAUCAUAUCUUUUGGAGAAUGCAGACAAAUAUAAGUUCCUUUUACCAGGAAAUUGCAUGAGAGAAAGUUAGCGAUCUUCGUUUUCUUCUUCGGCUUCUUUGGCUAUAUAGGGUGGUGUUCAGAGAAACAUUUUGAUGAAUGACAGUUGGUCAUUCAACUUUGUCGGGAAUCUUGUACAUAUCAUCUCUGGAGCUCGAUUUUGUUCGAUUAAUUGGUACAUAUCUCGUCCAUAUAGAGGAGUUUCCGAUCUUGUGGAGCUAGUUAGCUUUGGUAUGGUAAAUGACUAAUCUCAUAUACUCUUUCAGAUUGAGAUAAUUCGAGGGUGUUUCGAGCAAUAGACAGUUUUGUCUUCUGGUUUUGGACUAAUAUAUUCGUAUAUUCUUUUUCCUCUAUCUUUGGUUUAUUGUGUUCUAUGGAUUCUUCUGGCUUAUCAUUAUUCAAUUCAUUGAUUUGUUUUUCUUUAUCCAUUUGAGUAUUUUGCUUUGAUGAUUUUCAAAGAUAGAAAAGGAAAAGGAAACUGAAUGAAAAUUAAGGGUCGAAUUCAGGAUAAGCCGAAUACUCACGUCUACUUGUGUGAGCCAAUUCGACUACUAUUUUUGUGUGUUAUAUGUUGCAAAUUCAAAAUUUAUGGGGUUUUUAAUCAAAUGACCCAGAUCAUAGACUAGGCUAGUCCGGGUCUAGAUUCUCCCCUAAAAAGUUACCCAUGUUGUUAGCUUGUUUGGAUCUAUGUUACUUGGACUCUUCAUUUUGCUUCACGUACCUGUGUCCGAUCCUUGAUGCUUGGACAUUUGCAUGGCACUAAACACUUUAUUUUAGACGUAAAAUUUAAUAUUUAGACGUAUUUAACACUUGGACACGUACUAAUUUCCUACAUUAAUAUCAGAGUCCAAGUAACAUCGGUUAGGAUUGUUCCAAGAGUUUUGGCUGAAUAGUUGGUAGAUAAAACUGUUUUCAGAAAGCUGUGUCAUAGAAUAUAUGGCUUGUGAGGAAUUAUUGCUUUUGUAUUCAUAGUUCAUACACAACUUCAUGUCUAAAUGUCUUUAAUUUAGUGUUAAAAAGAAUUGAUUCAACCAGAUAAGAAAGGGAAUCCAUACAAUUGUCAACUGAUUUCUUUAUCCACAUAUCCUCAUUCUUUAAGGGGAAGUUGUAGGUGGAAGAUUGUUUAACUGUUGCUAUGCCAACUGCCAAGCUAUAUAUCAUUUUUCUGUUGUAUUUUGGUAUUAGAUUUUGAGAGGACAAUAUAAGAUGAAGUCCAAUCAUGUUUGGGUUGAGUUAGGUCAUUUUAAUUUUUCGUGUGAAAUGGUCUUACCGUAAGACAUUUCUUAUAUAUGGGUUGAAGUGACAGAGGUCAUAAUUUUA